UAUAUUUUGAUAAUAAUGAAUGUAUAUCUUUAUAAUACCUAUAUUCAAUAUUAUACUACUAUAAUAAUAUUAUGUACAUAUACCUAUGUUAAAUUAUAAGUAUGUGAUGUUUGUUAUGACUUAUGUGUAUCGACAUAAAAGUGUAGACUAUUAUUUUGUGUAAGAAAUGUCUCAAAAAUAUUUAGAUGGAUUCGUAUUACAAUGAAUUGUUAUAUUUUAAAUUGUUUGUUGUUACUAAUUUUAACAUUUUGUGGAAAUAUAACGAAAUUGAUUGCUUCUGAUGAAGCAAUAGUUUGUAAUGAAAAUCAUGAUGUCAAUAAACAGUUCUUAUUUAUAAGUACGUUGGAUGGAAAAUUCACAGCCUUAAAUAUUGCUAAUGGAGGUACAGAAGUCUGGGAAUUAUCAACAGAGCCAGGAGCUUUGUUGUCUUCAAGUAUUGAUCAAAUAGAGUUAUCUAAUCAUGGACAUUGGAUACGGAUGAUUCCAUCUUUAAGUGGUAGUUUAUAUAAAUUUGAUGGAGAAAACCUUGAUCGUGUACCAUUUACAGUUGAUUCUUUGUUAAAAUCAUCUUUUCGUUAUAAUGAUGAUGUUAUCAUAUCAGGGGGAAAGUUAAGUCAAACAUACGGCAUCGAUAUGAGUAGCGGCCAGGUAUUAUAUACAUGUGAUAUGGCCAAUUGCAACAAUGUCACAAGUGAUGCAUCUACUGAUAUUGAUAGGAAUGUUUUAGUUUUACAAAGGCAAACUCAAACUGUUCGAGCGGCAGAACCACGCAGUGGAGUAGAAAGAUGGAAUUUUAGCGUUGGCCAACAUGAUCUUAAAGUUUUAUCUGAUUCAAAUAAGUAUUGUCAUACUACUCAUCCUACGGUUAAACUUGAUUUUAAAAUAAAUAUUCCCAAAGGAGUUAUAACAGCUGUAGCAUAUGAUCACCCAGAGGAAGUAAUCUGGUCUCACCAAUUUAAAGCACCGAUUGUCAAUGUUUGGAAAUUUGAACAUGGAAAAAUUGAAACAAUAGACUUAUUUAAAUCUGAAUAUGAUAUUAACGCACUAGGUCCAUUAGUUUAUCUUGGAAUGCACAUGAAACAGCUUUAUAUUCAAGAGAGUGACAGAGCAUUUGGUAUUGGAGCAGCUUCUGUAUAUGCUCAAUCAGAUCUUAUUGAAGAAAAUUAUGAAAACAAAUACAGAAUCCCUUGGGAGCCAAUACCAGCUUCGAGUCAAUUGAUUUCAAUUGAUUCUUCAGCUGUUCAAACAAUUGAUGACAUUACUAAAACAACUGCAAUAUCUGUUUUGUACGCUUCAGAAUACAUUAAUGGUAAUGGGUUCUAUUUAUAUGGUCCUAAGCAAACCAAAAUGAUUACAAAUGGGGACAAAAAAAAAGUUUCAAAUGAAGAAAACAAAACAGAUGCAAAAAACAUUGAUAAAUAUGAAGGAGAACUUGAAAUGCCAGUUGAAAUAAUUAUCGUUUCAUUGUGGUACUGGUGGAAAGAAGUAUUGUUUAUAAGUAUUUUGACUGCCAUUUUGAUAAAUAUCUUGAUUCCAGCACGGUUAUUCAAAAUAAUUAAUUUUCUCCGUAAUAAACCAAAGAAUGAUGAAAUUGAAGAAAUUGUAAAAUGCAUUAAAAGCUCUAAUGAUUGCAAAGAUUCUGGUGUAGAUGUGACACCAAGUAUAGCUAUUGAAAAGCCGUCACAUCCGACAUUAGAGUUUAAAUCACGUUAUUUACAUGACUUUGAACCAAUCAAUUGUUUGGGAAAAGGCGGUUUUGGUAUUGUAUUUGAAGCUCGUAACAAAAUUGAUGAUUGUCAUUAUGCUAUUAAAAGAAUACCACUGCCUUCCCAAGAAGAAUCACGAAAUCGGGUUUUGCGUGAAGUCAAAGCAUUAGCAAAAUUAGAUCAUCAACAUAUUGUUAGGUACUUUAAUACUUGGUUAGAAGAACCUCCAAGCGGUUGGCAAGAAAAGCAUGAUAAUGAUUGGAUUAAAAAAUCCAAUAGUAAUAUAGAUAUAAGUGUGGAAAGUACAACUGAAGAAAAGUCGCAAAAGAAGUAUUUGAAUCCAGGCAAACAGCACGUACGUGCUAAAAGCCUGUCAACUAUGAUCACUUUUCCUGAGAGUAGUGGCGAACUAUCUGAAAUAUUAAAUAACCCUCGUGCAUUGCUCAAUUAUAAUGACAAUAGCGAUUCUUCAUUUAUAAUUUUUGAUGGUAUAACAACUAACAGUAACAGCAAAAAAGACUGUGUAUUAGAUAUUAGCUCUGGAAAUUUUACAAAAGGCAGUAAACGACGUCGAUAUAAAUCAGAAUGUGAUACAACUAGCAAUGUUCAUAGUGAACGCAGAACAGCUAGACAUUAUUUAUACAUACAAAUGCAGCUUUGUCAUCAGAAUAGUUUAAGAGAAUGGCUAAAAGAUAAUACUACAAACAGAAAUAUGAACUAUACUUUAGAUAUUUUUCGGCAAAUUGUGCAAGCUGUCGAGUAUGUUCAUUUACAAGGGUUGAUUCAUAGAGAUUUAAAACCUUCAAAUAUAUUUUUCUCGUUGGAUGGACAAAUAAAAAUUGGUGAUUUUGGUUUGGUUACUGAAAUGUUUGAAUCAGAUGAAGGAAUGGCGACGUGUGAGAAUAAAAAAAAAUUUUUUAAUGAACAACACACAGACCGAGUAGGAACUCAAUUAUAUAUGAGCCCAGAACAGGUUCAAGGUAUGCCAUAUAACUAUAAAGUGGACAUAUACUCACUGGGUGUAAUUUUCUUUGAAUUACUUAGUCCUUUUACUACCGAAAUGGAAAGAUAUCAAACACUAUUAAAGCUUAGAAAUAAUGUAUUUCCCCAAGAGUUUUCUAAAAAGUUUAAAAAUGAAUAUGAUCUUUUGUGUUUAAUGUUGUCUCCAAAACCUCAAUUACGACCAACAACAUUUGGUAUAAGAGCUAGACCACCUUUAAGAACUACUUCAGAUUUAUCUUUAGAUCCUACAUUGGACGAUAAUAGUUGCCAUUUUGAACUUCGAAUAAAGAAACGACACCUUUCUACCAAUUCAAAUACACCAAAAAACUAUUGAUACAUAAUUUUUUAUGUCGUUUGAUUUAAAUGUAUUGUUAAUACUUGUAAACUUAUAUAAUAAUUAAUGUAUUAAUUAAUAACAGUAUCUUUUUUAGUAUUAUAGUUUAAACAUUAAAAUAUAUGGUAAUUCUACCAUUAUUUAGAAUAAUAGAUAAAAAGUACAGGUGUAAGUAGAGUUAAUUUAAAAUCUACAUUUCUUAAUAAAUGUUUGUGAUAACUGA
Molecule: messenger RNA, 3265 nt
Organism: Adelges cooleyi (spruce gall adelgid)
Lineage: Eukaryota; Metazoa; Arthropoda; Insecta; Hemiptera; Adelgidae
Gene: PEK
Product: eukaryotic translation initiation factor 2-alpha kinase
Exons: 15
Coding region: 202-3042 (946 amino acids)
Biological process (GO): protein phosphorylation
Molecular function (GO): protein binding; protein kinase activity; ATP binding
Source: RefSeq, a predicted model, not a curated record